Molecule: messenger RNA, 983 nt
Organism: Mangifera indica (mango)
Lineage: Eukaryota; Viridiplantae; Streptophyta; Magnoliopsida; Sapindales; Anacardiaceae
Product: nascent polypeptide-associated complex subunit alpha-like protein
Exons: 4
Coding region: 98-712 (204 amino acids)
Biological process (GO): protein targeting to membrane
Cellular component (GO): nascent polypeptide-associated complex; cytoplasm
Source: RefSeq, a predicted model, not a curated record
AGGGUCCACAUAUAUAAAGCCGAAUAUAAGUUUAGACAAGCUAAGCGGUGGUAGCUAGGGUUUCAUUAGCUCCUUAUCAUUUUCUGAAACAGAAACCAUGACUGCUCAAACUCAAGAAGAACUCCUAGCUCAACAUCUCGAACAAGAAAAGCUCAACCCUGAUGAGCCUGUGGUCGAGGAUGAUGAUGAUGAUGAGGAUGAAGAUGAAGACGAGGAUAAUGACAAGGAUGAAGAGGAUGCUGAAGGGAAAGGAGAUGGUAGUGGUCGAUCAAAGCAGAGCAGGAGUGAAAAGAAGUCUCGCAAGGCAAUGUUGAAGCUUGGAAUGAAGCCAAUCCCUGGAGUCAGUCGUGUUACGGUUAAGAAAAGCAAAAAUAUUCUGUUUGUUAUCUCAAAACCAGAUGUUUUCAAGAGCCCAACAUCUGAAACAUACAUCGUUUUUGGGGAAGCAAAGAUUGAAGAUCUAAGUUCACAACUGCAGACUCAGGCUGCCGAGCAAUUCAAAGCACCUCCUCCUAAUUUGACUAGUGUUGCAUCAAAGCCUGAGUCAUCGACCAUGACCCAAGAUGAAGAAGAAGUAGAUGAGACUGGUGUGGAGCCAAAGGACAUUGAGUUGGUAAUGACACAAGCUGGGGUGUCAAGAUCAAGGGCAGUGAAAGCACUCAAAUCUGCAGAGGGUGACAUUGUUUCUGCCAUUAUGGAACUGACAAAUUGAUUGUCACUUUAAAUUAAAGAUGUUCUGCUUGCGGUCUUUCUUGAGGAUUCUUUUUUGGCAUUGUUACUCUUGAAUGGUUGAGGUCUCAGAUUUUGAAUAUUUUAAUAUUAAUCUGUGUCAUCUAGUUCUCCUUUCCUUGUGUAUCAGCAUAUGAUUCAAUCUGUUGGGGUUGCACUUAUGCUCCAUUUUGUUGUUUAGACAGAAUAUUAUGUGACAUCUUCCAUGCUUUUGGGAUCAUAUGCAAUGAGAUAUUAACGCAAUUAAUUGGAAA